AUGUGCGCUGCGACAGCCAUUCCUUUUAUUGGCAACCUCUGGCUACCCAAGUUUAUCAACAUACUCGAAACAGUCGGAGCGAUAUGCCAUGUUGGAUUUUUUCUUGCGGGUGUCAUUACAUUAUUAGUCAUGGCACAGAAAAGCUCUACAGAAUACGUCUUCCAAACAUUGACCAAGGACGUCAGCGGAUGGGACAACUCGGCAGUAGCCUGGGGUAUAGGACUCAUCACUGUUACUUACCCUCUAUGUGGUUUCGAUAGUAUCAUUCACAUGUCUGAUGAAGUCAAACAAGCACGUACCCGGGUUCCACGGUCUAUCAUCUUCUCCGUCGUGGUUAACGGCCUCAUGCAACUCAUUUAUAUGAUCACUGUCUUGUUCACCAUUGGUGACGCAAAACGUGUCUCCGCUUCACCUCUGCCGAUCAUCGAGGUCUACUACCAAGCCACUGGAUCUAAAGCAGCUACGAACCUGUUCAUCUUUAUGCUAAUAUAUAUCAUCUUUGUAUCCUUUUUCAACGUCUUCGCUUCAGUCUCACGUCUCAUCUGGGCUUUCUCAAGAGACGGGGGAUUACCAUGUUCGUCUGCAUUCGCAAAGGUUCAUCCGACCUUUGGAGUGCCGGUCAACGCGCUAUAUCUCAGUGCUCUUUGUGUUUGCAUACUCGCUCUGAUCAACGUCGGUUCAAGCACGGCGUUCAACGCUAUCAUCUCUCUCACAGCAUUGGGCUUGUACCUUUCGUACUUCCUUCCUGUCUUGUUCCUUUUGUGGCAUCGAAUGUCGAGGACGGCACCAUCGCCAAUUCCAUGGGGACCAUUCAGAUUGGGCAUUGCGGGGCCAUAUAUCAACAUUGGUGCCUUGUGCUACAUCCUAUUCACCUUCAUUUGGAUGCCGCUCCCGACUGUCCUUCCUCUGGACAGGUUCAAUAUGAACUAUGCCGGACCGAUUCUUGGUGCGAUUAUCCUAGGCGCUGCGCUAGACUGGUCUUGGAAUGGAAAAAGGAGAUUUAGAGUGCCAGUCGCAAGCCAGAGUCUUGAGUGA
Molecule: messenger RNA, 1035 nt
Organism: Alternaria alternata
Lineage: Eukaryota; Fungi; Ascomycota; Dothideomycetes; Pleosporales; Pleosporaceae
Exons: 4
Coding region: 1-1035 (344 amino acids)
Biological process (GO): transmembrane transport
Cellular component (GO): membrane
Molecular function (GO): transmembrane transporter activity
Source: RefSeq, a predicted model, not a curated record